Molecule: messenger RNA, 1626 nt
Organism: Magnolia sinica
Lineage: Eukaryota; Viridiplantae; Streptophyta; Magnoliopsida; Magnoliales; Magnoliaceae
Product: probable protein S-acyltransferase 17
Exons: 10
Coding region: 247-1422 (391 amino acids)
Biological process (GO): protein targeting to membrane; peptidyl-L-cysteine S-palmitoylation
Cellular component (GO): Golgi apparatus; endoplasmic reticulum
Molecular function (GO): protein-cysteine S-palmitoyltransferase activity
Source: RefSeq, a predicted model, not a curated record
GAAUGGAUAGACGGUGUGGAUAAAACCCAUACAUCACGGUGGCCCCUUGGAGCCCUCCCCUCGUCCUUUCCUGUUUAGCGACGGGCGAGACGAAUCGCAUCUUCAAUUUCUCCUCGCGCGAAAGCAUUUCCCAACCAGAUGACUCCAAAAACCCGCCCUCUCUUUUUCUCUCUCUCUCUCUUCCUGAGAUAAUAUAGACCGAAACGCGAUCCGAUAAUCCGUUGACGCGUUGAGAGGAAGAGAGAGAUGGCGGUACAGUGGGUGCUGGUGGGCCAUGGCCUGCUGACACUGCUGGUCGUGAUCUCGUUCCUGUGCGGGCAAUGGCCUAUCUUCCAAGGGACCAUCAUCGAGCGAAUCCAUCACUUCAUCACCUUCGGCGCCUAUGACUAUUUCCUACGAUUUGCAGUGGUUAUAUGUGGUUCCAAAGGCAGAAAUGCAAUCCUCUCUGUUGAGAAUUAUUGUUGUGAUCGGCCGAAUCCAAUCUUACAGAUCAUAUAUCUGGCCAUAAUUGGAGUUACUUAUUUUUUAAUUGUGAAGUCAUCCUUCAGCUAUAUUCCUGGUUAUUAUCUUAGUGGAGUGCACAGGUACACAAGCUUCUUGGCAGUUGGUGUGGGUGUUCUCCUCUUUCUAUUGACUAGCUUUUCUGAUCCAGGAACUGUUAAGGCCGAGAAUGUUUCUGAAUACCUCUCUGCUUAUCCCUAUGACAAUAUCAUAUUUACGGAGAAAGAAUGUUCAACUUGCAAGAUUCUGAGACCUGCUAGGUCCAAACACUGCCGCAUAUGUGAUCGUUGUGUUGCUCGAUUUGACCACCACUGCGGAUGGAUGAAUAAUUGCAUUGGGGAGAAAAAUAUCCGAUAUUUCAUGGCUUUUCUUCUCUGGCAUUUCUUUCUUUGUAUAUAUGGAACAAUCACCCUUGGGUUGGUUCUUGCUGGUGAAUUAAAAGAGCGCCAGGUGAUUUCAAUUCUAACAGUUUAUUAUGGCGUCGAAAAUUCGUUCUACAGUUUAUCUCCUCAUGUUGUACAGUGGCUAUUGAGUUCGCAUAACACACAGAUACUACUAAUGGUGUUCCUCGCCAUAGUUUCCCUGCUAUUGGUGGGCUUCUUUGGAUACCACACCCAUCUUUGCCUUACAAACAUGACUACAAAUGAGACUUUCAAGUGGCAAGACUACAUAAGCUGGAAAAUGAAGUUAAAUGAAGCGAAGGCUAGCAGUGCAGCUUUGAAGGCUAGUAUUCAUGCAAUGAAUGGUGAAGGAAAGCCUCCGGAGAGCAAAUGGAGGAUGUUUUUCCGAAGAUCAUCGUUGAAGAACAAAGAGGUGGUUGUUAAGGAUAACAUAUAUGAUAGAGGAGCCUUCCGCAAUCUUCUUGAGAUCAUGUGCCCAUUGUCAGGGAGACGGUCAUCUUUAUACAGGAAAUUGAAAUGAGAAAAUUGUAGGCAGUUACUUGUUUGGGUAUGUCUGUAUGCGGAUAUCAGUUCUUGUAGUGUAUAAUCUCAGUGAACAGAAGUGGGUUGGUUGGCAACUCUUAAUAUUUGCUUAAGAUGUGCCUGAUAUUGGUACCUGCAAGCGGGUGCCGAGGUAUGGAACAUGUAAAGAUUUUGAAGCCUUUGAAAUUUUGAAAUUGGCCUA